AGCGAGCGCGGGCCACUGGGGGAAGUUGUGCAGGGUCAAUAACACGCACAUACACGCACGGACGCACACGCAGGGGAUCUGCAAAUCACGCACACGCGCUCGGUCGGGCAACAAGUCGUGUGCGCAACUUCCAAACAGUCGGGUUUGGUUGGCUUUUUGUGUUGGUUUAGCAACUUUUGGGGGAGUUAGUCGCUGCAAAGAUGACCACAGCCGUGGUGUCGCCUUUCUUCGACUUCGAAGCAAUCAAUAAGAACAAUAAACUGCUGAGCUACAACGGCAACCUGGCGGCCCCACAUGGCCACGUCUCCGGCGCCCUGCUGGACAGGAAGGCGGUGGGCUCGCCGGGGGUGUACCAGCGACGACACUCUGUCAGCAGCGGCAGCGCAAAGUUUAACCAGAACCAGUUCCUCAACAGCCUGAAGGUGGCCGAGCACUCGCCGCUCAUCACGGGGCUCAGCGGUGGCAACAAGGAGAACCACCUGCGGCUGCGCGACCGGUCUUUCUCCGAGACGGGCGAGCGGCUCCUGCAUAAGUGCCUGGGCCCGGCCAGUCCCACAGGCAGCCAGGUGAACUCCAGCCGCUACAAGACGGAGCUGUGCCGGCCCUUCGAGGAGAACGGCGCGUGCAAGUACGGCGACAAGUGCCAGUUUGCGCACGGCAUCCACGAACUGCGCAGCCUGAGCCGCCACCCCAAGUACAAGACGGAGCUGUGCCGCACCUUCCACACCAUCGGCUUCUGCCCCUACGGGCCCCGUUGCCAUUUCAUCCACAACGCCGACGAGCGCCGCGGGCCGCCGCUCAAGUCCAGCAACGGCUCGUCGCCAUCGACCUGCUCCUCCUCCUCGUCUUCCUCGGGCGAGAUGGAGCGGCCCCGGCUGCAGCACAGCUACAGUUUCGCGGGCUUUCCUAGCUCGGCGGGGCUCCGCGACAGUCCGACAUCCGUCACCCCGCCGCCCAUCUUCUUCCCUGACGACGUGUCCGACUGGCCCAGUAGCAACCCCUUCACCUACUCCAGCCAGGAGCUGGCCAACCUGUUCGGCCCCAGCUUGGGUGGCGUCCCCCUGGCCCCCGAGGCCAGCAACGGGGCACCCCCUUCCCCCACCAACGGGCCUUACUACUUCCGACCCAUGCUGGAGUCGCCCCAGAUGUUUGAGUCCCCGUCCAGCCCGCAGGACUCCCUCUCGGACCAGGAGGGCUACCAGAGCAGCUCCGGCGGCAGCCUGAGCGGCUCCGAGUCACCCACGCUCGACACCACCCGUCGACUCCCCAUCUUCAGCCGCCUCUCCAUCUCUGACGACUAGACGGCACGCCUCAUCUUGCCCCUUUAUAUUUUUUGACACGAGGAAACCGGGACUUAAGGCCCCAGGCGACGCCAUUUCCUUGGUGUCGCUCCGCCGCAAGGAUGAAGUUAGUCAAGACAGGAUCCCCCCGCUUCAACGUUUGCCUCCUUACACACCGGCCAUCGAGGCUGUCUUUUUCCUGCCUUUUUAACGGCUUGCUGUCCUGUGUGUAAGGUAUGCGGGACGGGGGGUUUGAAGUUGCCCCGGGAAUUUCGGAAUUCACAGGCGGAACGCAGUCAGCCGCGACAGGGGGUGGGAAGUUAAACACCCGAGACUCGCGCCCCAAAACAUUUUCAUCAUUUUACUCUGACAAUCUACGAUCCAGGAAAAAUUGGCCCCAGGCCUCAGUUUGGGGAAGCCUUAAAGCACACCAAUCAACCAAGUUUGGGCCCCUGAAACACAACAAACCAUUUGAGACCCCAGAGAUUCAUUUUGAACACCCUCGACUUCAGUUUGGGAGAUCUAGUGACUUACGACCCAUUUUGGUAGCCUCCUUCAAUUUGGAAAACAAAGCCCCCCCAUAGGUAAAUCAAGAAUAAUUUUUAGAAAACCAGCGAACUCCCAAAAAAAUAACCAUUACAAACCAAUUCCAGCUCCCCGAGCCUCAGUUUGGAAACCCCCAAAAGGUUAAGGACCGUCAACAAAUCAUUUCAUUCCUGCUUAUCUCCACACAGCCAGUUUGAGGGGAGUAAAGAAAAAAAGUGCCCUGCCAUGUGUCACUGUGCCAAAUAAAUUUAGCAAAAAACACCUGAAAGGAAUUGAGCCGAAAAUCAUGAGAUUUAACUCCUCGAUAUUUUUUGUUCCUCUUCCGCCACCUUUUUUUUGAAUAUUUUUUGCUCUUGAAUGUGUAGCAGCACAAGUGGCCUUGGGAAACAAAACCGGGGGACUGUAUUGCACUAGCCACCCCCCUCCCUCCCCCUAUCACACCACCUAAAUAACAGAACAAACAAAAAAACACACAACCCUGAAUAGUUGUUAAAAAAGAAUCAAUACAAAGGAAAAGUGCCUCGGGGACAGGGUUUGUGUGUUUUGCGUGGGGGUGAAUGGACUACUGUGCUUAUGUAAUUGUGAUGUAGGGUGAGUCUGCAGGAAGGACUUUUGAACUGGAAGUUGGUCUCCACCCACCCUCACCCCCGCCCCUCCCUCCCCCUUUUUUUCUCAUCCUGUUGCUGGUCACUGGCUUUUUUUUCCUUUAUCUUUAUUAAGCUGAUCAUCAUUUGCCACCUCACUUGACAAGAUCUCCAAGCUCUCUUUUCUUCCUUUUGAUAAUUAUUUUUUAUUAAUGUUAUUAUUAUGGUUAUUAUUAUUAUUAUUAUUUGAGAACUUUCCAAACCGAAGGUUGUUUUUUUUUUUUUGCUUGUCACUGCUUAUUUAACUUAUCAGAACAUAUUUAUUGGUGAUCAUAUGCGUUUUUUUCCUUGUUUUUUGUUUAAUUUUUGUAUUUAUCUGGAUAAUGAACAAUAGAAUAUAUUUUCUUUUAUGUUAAAUUAUGAUCUUCCAUAUUAAUCUAAAGAUUGUGAAGACAUUUUGUCGGUUUUGUUUUUUUCUUUUGUUUUCUCCACAGUUUAAUAUAUUGUACUUCUUCUGCAACAACACUUUUUUGUUUUUUGGUCAAAAUAAGUUUAAACUGCGACAAGGAAAAAAAUGCCGUUUUGAUUAUUUAUUUUACGUCUUCCCUUGUAACUGCAUUUCCACCGGAAUAAAUCCAUAGAAUUUUUUUUUCCCCAACCCACACACGUUUAGAGUGCUUUCGAGAAGUAACUCGGGUGCUUUUCAGAGUUUUUGGCUUUGUUUUAUGUUUUGUUUUUUGGGGGUAACGUUCCUCCUCUUCACCCAGUCUGCUGUGACCAAAUAGCAUGAGGGAGAUUGAGUUCAAGUGCCUCGUUUGCGUACAUUCCAGGUAGCUAAGGACGGUGGAGGACUUGUUUUUUUUCCCCAUUGCCUUCACACAUUUUGUGGAAAAAAACAAGUUUGAUGUUGCCUUCACGUUUUGUAAAGAAAAGCAGAUUUGGGGGGCAAAACAAAGUUAAAUGACAAAAAAUGUUGAAUGUAAUUUUUUCCAGCCAUGUUUGUCACUACAGUCCUGUGCUGUCGCCUGUUUCUUUUUUGUAAAGUAUUGAUUGCAGUUCAAAGUCAAUAAACCCCGUAAUUUUUGGAAAAAUUUGAAAGGGUGUGGUAGCGUUGUUUUGGAAUGCUGAAAAUGGAAUUUCCCCGUGUGGGACAAAUAAAGCAAGAUCUUAAAAAUGA
This is a messenger RNA of Syngnathus acus (greater pipefish), 3587 nucleotides long. It is a transcript of the gene zfp36l1a, whose product is annotated as zinc finger protein 36, C3H type-like 1a. The record is from RefSeq and is a predicted model, not a curated record. NCBI's taxonomy places the organism in Eukaryota, Metazoa, Chordata, Actinopteri, Syngnathiformes, Syngnathidae. The transcript has 2 exons. Gene Ontology annotation, molecular function: mRNA binding; metal ion binding. The coding region runs from base 201 to 1301 and encodes 366 amino acids.